AUGGAACACCCUGAGGUGAAGGGACCCACGCGGAUCCUGGUCAAUGACAAGGAUGUUAGCAACGAGGGGGGCCUACCCAAAGCUAGGAAGUGGUUGAAGGAGCUAGUAAAAAAUGUGUUCCUACAGGAGGACACGGAAGAUGCCUUUCCAUUCAACAACAAGGCUCUUCGGAACACUUUCUGGACCUCCCAACUGAUGUGCACCAGGAUAAUUCUCCUGUCUUGCUUCUUCUCCUUCGUUGUGGCGUGGCAGCAGAAUAUCCCCCUGAUCGGGGAGGACGGGCUGACCCCCGCAAAGGAGCACGUGAACAAGAUGAUGAAGGACCUGCACGACGAAGGCAUCUGGGAAAAGUUUCGGACCUUCCACUCGCUUUUCUGGUUCCUUCCGGCAAGCGAUUUGGUCCUCACGGUGUUGCCGAUAGUAGGCAUGGUUCUGUCCCUGGUGGCCCUCCUGCUGAACCAAAUAAAUAUAGUGACCGUCCUGCCGAUAUACGUAAUCCUGCAGUCCAUUUACAGCGUGGGGAAUGUUUGGUAUAAUUACGUUUUCGAGAUAGAGUUGCUGGAGUUGGUAUUUUUGAGUCUGCUUCUGGUACCCCUGUGUAGGAACCAUCUGAAGUGCAGGUUCUCUAGCACCCCCUUUGUUCGGUACGUGUGUCGAUUCUUCGUUUUCAAGGUGUUGUUGGGGUCCAGCUUAAUAAGGUUCAGGAACACAGAUUCGUGGGGAAACUUGGAGGGGAAGUAUUACCUGUACGAAACGCAGCCGUUACCAUCAAGCAUUGGAUAUAUCUUUCAUGGAAGCUUCACCAUGAGCAAACUGGACAAUCUGUUUUGCAUCCUAACAGAAUGUGUCUUCUCCUUUUUCAUUCUUUUCCCUGUAAGGUCGUUUCGGCUAAUAGGUGGGGUAUUGAUUCUUCUCUACUGCGUACUAAAUUUCGUUACUGGGAAUUCCUACCUGUUUUACGUUUUGCUGGUGGCUCCCUUAAUGUUUUGCUUCGACGAUGAGGUGCUUCUCCCCUUUGUUUUAAAGUCGAGGAGGAAUGAAGUGCUCUCCGUGGUGAGGGAGAAGGCGACGCAGCUAUCCAAAAGCAGGGGAUAUUUCCAAAGUUUUGAUGUGCUCUACUGUACCGGGUUCAGUGUGGACGAAGUGAACAAGAUGAAGGACGCCUAUUUUAGGAUCGACUCGGAGGAGGGUGCCUACAAUGGGGAUGACAAGGAAGGAAGUGCUUGGAAUGGAGGAAAUCACUGGAAUGGGUGGAACAACACAAGGGGAAUAUCUUCCCAACCGGAGAAGGAGCACCUCCUAAGCAGGGCAACUUCCAACCAGGAAACGAACUUCUACCCGGAAGAGAACCACAUGGAGUGCAUUAAAAAGGACGUGCUGAAUGCGUUUCAUUGGAUCUUUUCAAAAAAGGGACCACAGUAUAUACUGAACAAUUAUAACACUUCCAGGGAGUUGAUCGUUCAUGUGGUUUGUGUCCUCAUCAUGCUCACAUACAACAGUUUUUGCGUGUAUCUCACGUAUUUUACGAGGGAGUCCAUUUUUCUGUUUUUUGUCUAUGUCUCCAUUUUCCUUGUCUACAUGGUUUAUCUUUUUUUUUUCACAAAAAAUGUGUUCCCCUGUUUGGUCAGCCAAGUGGGACUUCUCUUCACUGUUUCGCUGAUCUACACGAACUACAUUUUUCAGCAUGGAUUUUCAGACGUGUAUUUUUCGAGUUUAUUUUUUUUACACCUGUUCUGUUUACUCUCCCUCUCUGUGUUCCACCUGAGCAAUCAAAGGUUCGUUGUGAAGUGCCUUUCCCAAUAUUUCUACUUUGUUCUGUUUCUGUAUUUUUUGUGCUUCUUCGUGCAGAAUGCUUUGUCUCCACUGCAGGUGAUGAAUGCAGAGUAUGGCAACUUCCAGCAGAUGAAUGUCUAUGGAUCCUUUGGACAUAUCAAUAAAGUCAGACGGGAGAUCAUUAUAACGGCUAGUAACCCAUCCAACGGGUCGUCUAUUGCAACAUCGGGGGGAAAACUCCACUCCGGGUGGGACAACUACGAAUUCAACUGCAAGCCAGACAAUGUGGAGAAGACCCUGUGCAGUCAGUUCAGACUCGUCUAUGGCUUCCUCCCCGUUUUGUAUGUAGACAGACUGGAUUGGCAGUUCAACCAACUCAGUUACAGUGACGACCAAACUAUUUUACACACUUCAUGGUUUCAAAGAUUUCUUAACAAACUCGCUUCUAACGAUGAAGGCGUCCUCUCCCUGUUGUAUAGAACCCCUUCUUUUGUAAACCCUCCUCCGGGGAAGAACCCAUCCAAGUCGGGUACCAUCCAUUUGACCGUCUCUAGUGACGUGUAUAGAUUCUCCCCACAGGGGGAAAAGAAUGCCUGGUGGGAGGUGGUCUCUUCGAGGGUCAUCCUUGAGCAGAAGGGCCUCCAAGCAUCAAACGGUGGGUUUAUCACGAUUGGCACACACAAUGGGGUGAACCCUCCAGAUGAACGAAACAACCUCCUGCGUGUAGGCUACUCUCCCGGCAUUCAGCGUAGUGGUAGAUCCACGUACCAAGGUAACCAUUAUGGAUCCACGGUUGAAGACACUUCAGGGGAAACGAUGUCGGGGAAGAUAAUAUCGCAGCACAACAUGAGGAAGAAGAAGCACCGAGUUGCGGAACAGGGAAAACUCCACGUGGAAGAACCAGAAACGACAGAGAAGGAGUCACUCCCCAGGAAGAUACGCACGCAGGAAAAAAAUAGAUAUGCACAAAAGAAGAAAAACUUUUUUAGGCAAAAAAAACUGCAGGAGUUGAAAACAGAGGGGGAGGAAAAAGAUUCCAUGGAGGAGGCACAAAUGAUGAAGGGUAGUGAACAGUCUGGAAGGGAACACGAAGGGGAAACGCCCCCACAGUUGGAAGACGGCAUGGCAAUAGACGAUGCAGACAAAGCGAUCGAUGGGGAGAACCUCUUUUCCGCGGUGCAGAAGAUGGAGGCGGAGCGGGAGAAGGCAAGUAGGAAGGCAGCACAGAAAAGGAAAUAUAAAAUGGCGGUUGGCGUGACGGAGAAAAAAAGUCCAAACGGGGUUCUUCCCAGCAUCAUAUCGUUGAAUGGGGUUUUCCCCUCUAUGAUGUCACCCAAAGGAGUACUCUCCCUCGAUAAAGCAAUACAAAAGGAGAUGGAUGAGGCUAUCAGAAAUUCCUACAGACAAUAUGGACUGCUGAAUGAUUUUUCUCGUAAAAUUACAAAGUUGGGGUUUGUUAACAUAGACGAGGGGAGGAGUCGAUAUGGUGAAAUUAAGGAGUUGCUUGCCAAGAGUCAGGAGGAAGACACACACAAGGGGACUUAA
This is a messenger RNA of Plasmodium coatneyi, 3318 nucleotides long. Its product is annotated as Integral membrane protein. Bases 1 to 3318 code for a protein of 1105 amino acids. The record is from RefSeq and is a predicted model, not a curated record. Gene Ontology annotation, biological process: protein maturation. The transcript is spliced from 4 exons. Lineage: Eukaryota; Apicomplexa; Aconoidasida; Haemosporida; Plasmodiidae. Gene Ontology annotation, cellular component: endoplasmic reticulum membrane.